UGUGUGACUGCUUCACAGAUUUUGAGGGAUGAGUUGGACUUGCCCAGAGAGAAAAGAAUUCCAGAAAAAUGAAAUUGCAUUAAUAAAACCUAGAGAUGGAAAAAAAGUAAACUGGCCAGUAUCCAAUGUGGCUUGGGAAUGGGGUGGAAUAGAACUUUUAACACAGGUGUAGGCCCUAUAACAUAUUAAAGGAUUGGUAACAAGGGCUUUUUGUAAUCGGUGGAUCGGAGGUUAAGAUGGGUGAAGAUGUAGAAAGGUGGAAAAGAAAGCAAUUGGUGAAAAUUGUACUUCAUGGCUUCUUUAUUCUCUGCAGAGUAGAUGAAGUCAUUUGCAGAGAGAGAGGAGGCUGGUACUGGAGUUGGGGGUUGGAAGAAAGAAAUAAGGAUUUGCAACAACACUGACGGGGAGUAGGAAGAGGAAUCAUUGAAGGAAUGUUAAAGAAUUGCUAAGCAACAUUGAAAGUCUAGCUUUGUUUGGAUUUAGAUAUUUAUAAUGAAUACAGUGAACAAGGACAUGUGGCCUUUUUAAGUGGUAUAUGGUAGCACAAGAGAAGUGGGGAAAUACAUACUGUUUAUGGAGAUUUAUAAACAGGGUGAACUCGUCUACAAACAGAGUAAGAUCCUUGAAGGGGUAGUGUGAGUGUAGAGAAAUGGACAGUUCCCCGGCUAGGUUUGAAAAGAAGCUUGGGAGAGGUCAGAGAGACAAAAGAGGAAAGAGAUGGAGGUCCAAAGACUAGAGGCUGAGAUGAGCUGAGUAAAGAUGACAGCAAUCAAGCAUGCGUUACAAAGAGACAUUUUUACACCAAAUGAUGAACGCCUGCUGAGUAUUGUCAAUGUCUGCAAAGCAGGAAAAAAGAAAAAGAACUGUUUUUUGUGUGCCACAGUGACAACUGAACGCCCUGUGCAGGUGAAGGUGGUCAAAGUCAAGAAAUCUGACAAAGGAGAUUUCUACAAAAGGCAGAUUGCUUGGGCCCUUCGAGACCUUGCUGUGGUAGAUGCCAAAGAUGCUAUUAAAGAAAAUCCUGAAUUUGAUUUACAUUUUGAAAAAAUAUAUAAAUGGGUUGCCAGCAGCACUGCUGAAAAGAAUGCAUUUAUUUCAUGCAUUUGGAAAUUGAAUCAACGCUAUCUCCGGAAGAAAAUUGAUUUUGUCAAUGUCAGUUCACAGCUUUUGGAAGAAUCUGUUCCAAGUGGAGAAAACCAGAGUGUGACAGGAGGUGAUGAAGAAGCAGUAGAUGAAUACCAAGAGUUAAAUGCGCGAGAAGAGCAGGAUAUUGAAAUCAUAAUGGAAGGCUGUGAAUAUGCAAUUUCUAAUGCUGAGGCCUUUGCUGAAAGGUUGUCCAGAGAGCUGCAGGUGCUAGAUGGGGCUAACAUCCAGUCAAUCAUGGCCUCUGAAAAACAAGUGAACAUCCUGAUGAAACUGUUGGAUGAGGCUCUACAGGAGGUAGAUCAGAUUGAAUUUAAACUCAGCAGUUAUGAGGAAAUGCUCCAAAGUGUGAAAGAACAAAUGGACCAGAUCUCUGAAAGCAACCACCUAAUUCACCUUAGUAACACUAAUAAUGUAAAACUCCUGUCUGAGAUAGAGUUCCUUGUGAACCAUAUGGACUUGGCCAAAGGUCAUAUAAAGGCCCUUCAGGAAGGAGAUCUUGCUUCUUCUAGAGGCAUUGAGGCCUGCACCAAUGCCGCCGAUGCCCUUCUGCAGUGCAUGAAUGUCGCUCUUCGACCAGGCCAUGACAAGCUCCUGGCAGUCAAACAACAGCAGCAGCGCUUCAGUGAUUUGCGAGAGCAUUUUGCCCGGAGAUUGGCCAGUCACCUCAACAAUGUUUUCGUUCAACAGUUUACUCAGGCUCUCCUUCAACUCUAUAAUAGGUCCUCCUUUCUUUCGGUGCCUGGUCAUGAUCAGAGUUCAACUCUUGCUCAACACUCUAUUGAACUGACUUUACCCAAUCAUCAUCCAUUUCAUAGAGACUUGCUCCGAUAUGCCAAGCUGAUGGAGUGGCUGAAGAGUACAGAUUACGGAAAAUAUGAGGGACUGACAAAGAAUUACAUGGAUUAUUUAUCACGACUGUAUGAAAGAGAAAUUAAAGAUUUCUUUGAAGUUGCAAAGAUCAAGAUGACUGGCACAACUAAAGAAAGCAAGAAGUUUGCUACACUUCCUCGAAAAGAAAGUGCUGUCAAACAGGAAACAGAGAGUCUUCAUGGAAGUUCUGGGAAAUUAACUGGAUCUACUUCUAGUCUAAACAAACUCAGUAUUCAGAGUUCAGGGAAUCGCAGAUCUCAGUCAUCUUCCUUAUUGGAUAUGGGAAACAUGUCUACUUCUGAUCUCGAUGUUGCGGACAGAACCAAAUUUGAUAAGAUCUUUGAACAGGUACUCAGUGAACUGGAGCCCCUGUGUCUAGCAGAACAGGACUUCAUAAGUAAAUUUUUCAAACUACAGCAACAUCAAAGUAUGCCUGGAACUGUGACUGAAGCAGAUGACCUAGAUGGAGGAACGUCAUCAAGGCAACAUAAUUCUGGCACACCAUUGCCCAUUUCAUCUGAGAAAGAUAUGAUCCGCCAAAUGAUGACUAAAAUAUUUCGCUGCAUUGAGCCAGAACUGAACAACCUAAUUGCAUUAGGAGACAAAAUUGAUAGCUUUAACUCCCUUUACAUGCUAGUGAAAAUGAGUCAUCAUGUGUGGACUGCACAAAAUGUGGACCCUGCUUCUUUUCUGAGCACUACAUUGGGAAAUGUUUUGGUGACUGUCAAAAGGAACUUUGACAAAUGCAUUAGUAACCAAAUAAGGCAAAUGGAAGAAGUAAAGAUCUCAAAGAAGAGUAAAGUAGGAAUUCUUCCAUUUGUUGCUGAAUUUGAAGAAUUUGCUGGGCUUGCAGAAUCAAUCUUCAAAAAUGCUGAGCGUCGUGGAGAUCUUGAUAAAGCAUAUACUAAACUUAUCAGAGGAGUAUUUGUUAACGUGGAGAAAGUAGCUAAUGAAAGCCAGAAGACCCCCAGGGAUGUAGUUAUGAUGGAAAACUUUCACCAUAUUUUUGCAACACUUUCUCGUUUGAAAAUCUCAUGUCUAGAAGCUGAGAAAAAAGAAGCCAAACAAAAAUACACAGAUCACCUGCAGUCUUAUGUCAUUUAUUCUUUAGGACAACCUCUUGAAAAACUAAAUCAUUUCUUUGAAGGCGUUGAAGCUCGUGUAGCACAGGGUAUAAGAGAGGAAGAAGUAAGCUAUCAACUUGCGUUUAACAAACAAGAACUUCGUAAAGUUAUUAAAGAGUAUCCUGGAAAGGAAGUGAAAAAAGGUCUAGAUAACCUCUACAAGAAGGUUGAUAAACAUUUAUGUGAAGAGGAGAAUUUACUUCAGGUGGUGUGGCACUCCAUGCAGGAUGAAUUUAUACGCCAGUACAAGCACUUUGAAGGUUUGAUAGCUCGCUGUUAUCCUGGAUCUGGUGUUACAAUGGAAUUCACUAUUCAGGACAUUCUGGAUUAUUGCUCCAGCAUUGCACAGUCUCACUAAACUUUAUGAAAGAAGAAAAGAUAAAUGAAGAAAGCACUCUGAGUAUACUAGACACUAUCAAAAAUAUCAGCAACUGUUUUGAGAACCCAGCCUUGAAACUUUAUGUAUUUAAAUGUCAAAUAAAUGGAUAACACCAUUAUAAAUGGAUAAUACUACACAUAUUCAAGAGCAAAAAGUACCAACUUAUAUAACAGUUUUAUUUAAUCAAUAGGCUGUGUACUAACUUAAAGCAUUUAUCUUUUAAAAUGCCUUUAGCAUUUUUUCUAUGACAACAAUUUUCCUUUAUUGCCUAGCUUCUUGUAUUUGUGAGUGGUUAUCCUAUGAGUAAUGCAUUGGGAAUAUUUCAGCUUCCACUAAUUCACUAUUGCUUAUAAAUCAUGUAACUACUAAACAUUGUACAGAACUUUUUCCCUCUUUCUAAUAUGUAUAUGAUAAGGGAUCUUGUAAUGAUCAAUCAUAAACUCAGAUUUUGAAAAUUAUGUGACCAUGUGGCAAUGACUCUGAAAUAAAGAAAUUUUCAAAAAAAUUGAAGUUUGCUAUUAU
This is a messenger RNA of Eptesicus fuscus (big brown bat), 4041 nucleotides long. It is a transcript of the gene EXOC1, whose product is annotated as exocyst complex component 1. The coding region runs from base 760 to 3498 and encodes 912 amino acids. NCBI's taxonomy places the organism in Eukaryota, Metazoa, Chordata, Mammalia, Chiroptera, Vespertilionidae. Gene Ontology annotation, biological process: exocytosis; Golgi to plasma membrane transport. The transcript has 20 exons. Gene Ontology annotation, cellular component: plasma membrane; exocyst. Gene Ontology annotation, molecular function: phosphatidylinositol-4,5-bisphosphate binding. The record is from RefSeq and is a predicted model, not a curated record.